Mercenaria mercenaria is the source of this 1533-nucleotide messenger RNA. RefSeq lists its product as uncharacterized. The transcript has 5 exons. The record is from RefSeq and is a predicted model, not a curated record. Bases 1 to 1533 code for a protein of 510 amino acids. Gene Ontology annotation, molecular function: protein binding. NCBI's taxonomy places the organism in Eukaryota, Metazoa, Mollusca, Bivalvia, Venerida, Veneridae.
AUGUCUUGUCCGAAGACAUUGUUGAAAGCGGUAACCGCAGGGCGCACGCGACAAGUUCGUCUGCUGCUUGACCUCGGCGCAUCCACGGAGGAACAAGACGACUGCGGACAGACGCCACUGAUACGUGCUGCGCUUCUUGAGCAUGACAGGAACAGGGAUAAAAUACUGCGAACGCUGCUAAAGAGAGGUGCACAGGUGAGCAGAGCCGAUGUUGUGGGACGGAAUGCUUUGAUGUGGGCGUGCUUGUACGGUCGAGACAACGAUGUAGCGCUAAUGAUCGAAUAUGCUGAUGUUGAUUUAGACUAUAAUAGGGUUGAUAUAAAUGGACAAACUGCGCUGUUCCAUGCUGUGUCGUCUGGUAACGCGGCAACUGUGAAACUGGUUGUGUCCGCCUUGAUGAAAUACGGUCUGUCCACUGAUACACCGGACAGUCGUGGAACUACGCCGUUAAUGCAAGCUAUGCGACUUGGACAUGAUGUAUGUGAAAGUAUCCUUAUCUUUGAAGGAAAUGCAAAAGUAGGUCUUAGUGGUAAUUCAGAAUUUGAAAAGUUUAACAGACGAGAGAAAUGGGCUGUUACAAGUCUCAGGGACAGAUCAAAGGUUAAAAUAACAAAAGCCAAAAUGAAUCAGUCCCAGUUUCCACCGAUUGAGAAACAAAAGACUUCAGGUAAUGAUUCUCCCAAUAUUGCCAGCAGACGAUUCAUCGGAACGCACGUGAAAAAUUAUGACUCUGAUGAAAACAGUUUGUCGUCUGAUGAGGACUCAUUCGAUCCUUUGACUGGAUUCUCUUAUCGAAAACGCAAAAAAGAACACAAUAAUUCUGAAACGAACAAUGUCAAUACGCCUUUGUUACACUGUCUCCAGAAUUUUCCGCCAUGCAAAAUACCGCUGUCAAUUCUGGCCUCUCCAGCGGCAAGUUCUGCCGGCAACCUGUCGAGCGGAGAUGAAUCUGAAGUGGAUUCUGUUGCCAGCACAAUAAUUGAAGGAAAGGUUUUCAAAACACCAGUCCGUGCUCCUGCAGACCUCAAUUCCAUAUAUGGUAUGAAACAGGAGCAAAUGACAACAUCUUACAGGCAGACGGUUGUCAAGGCUGAGACAACACCAGAAGUGACUGAGAACGCCCUUGAAACUGAAACACCGACUGGAAAUAAAAAUGGUCGAAAAGAAUUUGAAGCAAAGAAAUGGUCGACAUUGAAGAGAAGUUUACGCCUUACAGGCUUGGCGAGAAUGAACCCUGCAAAACUUGCCGACAAACCAUCUGAUGACGACCAGUUGCCAAAGAGAGAAGGUGGAUUGCCGAAUAUUUUCACGGAGAAGAAGUCGCAAAUUUUUAAUAAAGCAAAGAACGAGUCUCCGAAAACCGCUCCGAAAACACCCCGAAUGAUCGUAAAUGAAAAUGAGUUAAUAUUUUACAGUCAAACUACUAGAUGGCUUCCUCACAUAAAAGGUUUCUACACUCCAAGCGAGGCUGAAGCAGCAACGACAGAAUUGAAGGAAGAAAUUGUCUGCUUAGCACAGCUUGUGAAUGCCUAA